Microcebus murinus (gray mouse lemur) is the source of this 5277-nucleotide messenger RNA. The record is from RefSeq and is a predicted model, not a curated record. Lineage: Eukaryota; Metazoa; Chordata; Mammalia; Primates; Cheirogaleidae.
ACCCGAGUCCCACUUUGUUCUCCCCUCCGCGAACGGUACCAUUAUUGAGAGGGAAUUGAGAAGAGAAAGUACCAAUGUUACCACUGUGAUGGGGGGAGGAAGCUGAAGCCACUCGCUGCGUCCUACUUAAAAUCUUAAUUCUCACUUUAUUGGGUCUGAGAGAAUUCGACGUUAGGAAGCGAAAGAGGAGGGACUUUAUAAACAUAGACUAUUUGGUUUUAAAAGGUCUUUCUUUCCCUAAAAUUUCGAAUGGUAUGUCCUAGUCUGCUCUGCUUUCGCUGCAGGGAGCUUGAGCCACCUGGGGGCGUUCGUAGUCGAAAAGCUCGGGGACGCGAAGUCGUGACCAGCUCUGGUACCUGACCGCCUCCGGGUUUGUUAUAACCGCCUUGCGGAGUGGAAGACAAGAAGAUACUGGAACAAAAGUGUGCGUUAAGAUGAAUCACACACGAACCUGACCCUAAGAACGUGGCGGGGCGGGGGCCUUGAGCUUCGCUUUUCAGCUCUAUAGUAACCGCAAAUUCUUGAUUGUUAGGCACCUUACUUACAUCAUCUCAUCUGGUUCUCACAACCGACUGAUGAAAUCUUUUCUGCACGUUGCAGAUAAGAAGAUAGAAUUCGCUUGCCUUAGGUCGUACAGUCAGUAAACCGCCAAGGUGGGAUUUGAAGCCUGGUAGCCUGACACCGUUGCCUGUGGGUUGAAACCAUCAUGCUGUUCAGCGUAGAGGUGCCUAGGUUCUAUAGUAGGAAAGGGGGCUGGGACAACUCAGAGAGCCAGCAAGGACAUUUUCUGGGAGAGCAUGACAUUUGAGCUAAAUCCUAGGUGAUGAGAAGUUGACCACGUGAAAAAGUGGGCAAAAGGGCUUUCCAGACCAGUUGUAGAACAAGUAAUUCAGUAUGUUUGGAAUAUUGAUUCUCGUGGGAGAGUGGUAGGAGAUGAUGCUGAAAAGUAGAGGGCUCAAUAGCUGGAGCCUUGUCAUUAGGGUUUGUGCUUUAUCUUAAGGGCAAUGGGAACCACUCAUCAGAGGAGUUUAAAGGAGAACAGUAAGAUCAGAUUUGUAUUUUCUGGCCGUGGAGUGAGGAGUGCAUGGAGAUGAGUGGUGCUUAAAAGCAGGUAGUCCCAGCUACUUAGGAGGCUGAGGCGGGAGGAUUCCUUGAGCCCAGGAGUUCAAGGCUACAGUGAGCUAUGAUUGCAUCACUGCACUACAGUCUGGGCAACAGAGCGAGACCCCAUCUCUUAAAAAAAGCAGGGAGACCAAUUAGGUGGCCAAGGCAGUAGUGCUGGUGAAAGAUCAUAGUGCCCCGGACUUAAGUAGUAGCUGUGGAAAUAAAUGCAGGUUAAGUGAAGAGAUUCCAGAGAUCCUUAGGGGUAGACUGCACAAGAGCUGGUGAUCAAUUUGGGUGGGAGGGGCUAGCAGAGAAAGAGAGAGGAGUCUGGAGUGAAUUCUAGGUUUCCUUGCUUAGACAAGUGGCCCAGUGGUGGUGUCAUUCACUGUGUCAUUCACAAGAGGAGGAGCAGGUUGUAAUGGGGGUGGAAAGGUAAGUUCGGAAUUAAUGCCUUCAGGUCAGAAAAAAGGCAUGAGGUCAUCUCUCAUUAUACUAGCUAUAAUUGUGCCCUCAACUCUAGAUAGAGAGGGUCACAGAGCCCUUUAGUCAGGUUCAAACAAGCAAGGCUGCAAGACUAAAGUAAUAAAAAUUAUUUUAUGACUAAGAGCCAUUUAACUGUUCGAGUAUAUAUAAAGAGAUAGAGGAAAGCAACCCAGAGGAGGAGAUAGGCAUGUGCAAUAGCAGGAGACAAUUAGGUUGCAGGGGGAGAAAGGGCUCUUAGAUGCUCUCUAGAGGAAGCUAGAGGGUGGGUCUUUUAAAAUCUUUUUUAAGAAUUUUUUUUAAGAAUGAAAUACAGAAAUGUUGUAUUUCAUGUUGAAUGAAAUACAGAUCAAUGUUGCCCAUUGAUACAGAUCAAUGUUGCCCUGUAUUUCAUGUUGAAUGAAAUACAGAUCAAUGUUGCCCAUCAUUGAUCCUUAAGUUUGUACCGCCAUUUAUUCAUUCAUUCUUCACUCAACUGCCACAUCUGGAAGUCUACUAUGUGUCAGGCCCUGGAGGUAUUGAAAUAGGAAGGAUGACCCUUGCUCUCCAGGAACUCCAGUCUCAUAACAAGACAGUACCAACCUGUGAUUUCAAUCAGCUGCUGAAUGUGCUAGGAUUCGAGGAUGCAGAUGGUGCUCUGAAAACACAAAAGAAGAGCAGCUCACCCACAUGAAGGAUGGAGGGUAUCAAGGAAGGCUUCCUGCAGCAGGUGCCUCCUAAACUGAGUUAUGAAGAAAGAACAGGAAUUCGCCAGCAAGGUUAUACCAGGAACAUCAUGCUCCAGGUAGAAAGGGCUGUAUUUGCAAAGACCAGGAGAAAACAAAGUUCUGGGAAUUGCCAGUAAUUCAGUCUGGCUGGUCUGUGGAGUUGCAGGGAUGGGAAAUUGUGGUAAGUGGCAUGAAAGAAGUAGGCAGAAGCCACAUCCUGAAGAGCCUUGUGUGCUUUUGGAGGAGUUUGGACAUUAAAUUAAAGACAAUGGGGAACUUCAGAGGUAUUUAAUCAAAGGACUGACAUUGAUUUCUGAUAUCCAUUAUCUCUUUUAGUCUUCUAGACAGACUUGUGAAAUAGGUAUUGCUGUUAUUCACAUUUUGUAGAUAAGGACACUGAAGCUCAGGAAGGUGAGAUUCUUUAGCAAGUUCAUACAGGCCUUUGGAUCAAGCUCACUGUCUUUUCACAGUGUCCCUGACCUCUGAAAGUUGCAAGAGAGACCUCCUCCUUGGUCUGCUUGGCUCUGGAGCUUCCUUCCAAUGGGCCUUCUCCGCCACACCCUGACUCACAGAUUGACUCCUGUGCCCUCCUCUCUUCCAGGCUUUUGCUUGGAAAUGAUUCCACUGGGAAUGAUUAUCUACAACAAGCUUUAAUUGUCACCCAGUCAUUCUUCCUGCUACAAGAUCCUCCUCCCUCUACGUCCAACUAUCCUGGCCUCAAUCUGCAUAUUUAGGGAAGACAGCAGUGCGUUCAGAGAGCAAGAGUGACUGGCCCAAGACCACACAGCCAGCAGGUGGCUGAGGCAGGAUUCCCACGGCUACCAAAAAAGCAGAUCUGGAACUCAGACCCGGUUCUUCUGACCCCAGCCCAGGGCUCGUCUCACACUCCAGGGCCAGGCUCCCCGCCUGACCGAAGCAAUCGGCGGCCCUCAGGCAUUCCUGGAGAAGUAUGGAUACCUCAGUGAACAGGGGCCCAAAGCGCCCACCUCCACUCGAUUCAGCAGUGCCAUCAGAGAGUUUCAGUGGGUGUCCCAGCUACCUGUCAGCGGUGUGCUGGACCGAGCCACCCUGCGCCAGAUGACUCGGCCCCGCUGCGGGGUUGCAGACACUGACAGUCAUGUGGCCUGGACUGAGAGGAUCAGUGCCCUGUUUGCUGGACGCCGGGCCAAAAUGAGACGUAAGAAACGCUUUGCAAAGCAAGGCAGCAAAUGGUACAAGCAGCACCUCUCCUACCGCCUGGUGAACUGGCCCGAGCGCCUGCCCGAGCCGGCAGUUCGGGGGGCCGUGCGAGCCGCCUUCCAGCUGUGGAGCAACGUCUCGGCGCUGGAGUUCUGGGAGGCCCCAGCCACAGGCCCUGCUGACAUCCGCCUCACCUUCUUCCAAGGGGACCACAACGACGGGCUGAGCAACGCCUUUGAUGGCCCAGGGGGCGCCCUGGCGCACGCCUUCCUGCCCCGCCGCGGCGAAGCGCACUUCGACGGCGACGAGCGCUGGUCCCUGAGCCGCCGCCGCGGGCGCAACCUGUUCGUGGUGCUGGCGCACGAGAUCGGCCACACGCUCGGCCUCACGCACUCGCCGGCGCCGCGCGCGCUCAUGGCGCCCUACUACAAGCGGCUGGGCCGCGACGCGCUGCUCAGCUGGGACGACGUGCUGGCCGUGCAGCGCCUGUACGGGAAGCCCCUGGGGCGCUCAGUGGCCAUCCAGCUCCCAGGAAAGCUGUUCACUGACUUUGAGGCCUGGGACCCCCACAGCCCCCAGGGCAGGCGCCCUGAAACCCAGGGCCCUAAAUACUGCCACUCUUCCUUCGAUGCCAUCACUGCAGACGGGCAACAGCGACUGUACAUUUUUAAAGGGAGCUACUUCUGGGAGGUGGCAGCCGAUGGCAACGUCUCGGAGCCUCGCCCGCUACAGGAGAGGUGGGUGGGGCUGCCCCCCAACAUUGAGGCUGCCGCAGUGUCACUGGAGGAUGGAGAUUUCUACUUCUUCAAAGGGAGCCGAUGCUGGAGGUUCCGGGGCCCCAAGCCCGUGUGGGGUUUCCCGCAGCUGUGCCGGGCAGGGGGCCUGCCCCGCCAUCCGGACGCCGCCCUCUUCUUCCCUCCUCUGCGCCGCCUCAUCCUCUUCAAGGGUGCCCGCUACUACGUGCUGGUCCGAGGGGGGCUGCAGGUGGAGCCCUACUACCCUCGCAGUCUGCAGGACUGGGGCGGGGUCCCUGAGGAGGUCAGCGGUGCCCUGCCAAGGCCUGAUGGCUCCAUCGUCUUCUUCAGAGACGACCGCUACUGGCACCUCGACCAGACCAAACUGCGGGUGACCACCUCAGGCCGCUGGGCCACUGAGCUGCCCUGGAUGGGCUGCUGGCAUGCGAACUCGGGGGGCGCCCUGUUCUGAAGGCACCUCCCCACCCGAUGUACUCUUGGUGCCCUCAGAGCCAACACGUUUCCCCUGCCCCAGGGGCAGAACCUGGCUCGGAAGCCUCUGAGCCCCCCUGCAGGAGACCAGGCAGCAAAGCCUCCACCGGGAACUUCGUCUGCCCGUGUUCCCCCCACAUAGAGGUGGGGGUGGGAUCCAUUCCAGGAGAAGCAAAAAGGACCACAGACCCCUCGGUCCUUUCCUCCAAAGACCUCUUUCCUCCCCAGAGGAAGGAAGGGGAUGCUUGUUUCUUGGGGAUUUUGUUUCUUCUGCUGAAGGUACAGUGUAUUCAAGAGGCAGCAGCACAGCACUGGGAUCCAACCAGAGGGAUGCAAACCUCAACAGAGAGGUUGGCGACUAUUUUGCAAGACUGUCCCCUUCUAGUCAGGGUCUCCUGACUCAGUUCUUGGAAGCUUGUGUCAUAUUUAAAGAGGAAGCUUGGUUGGGGAUGAGGACACGGCGUCUCCAACCUCAGAGGCCCUUGGUGGGGUCAGGACUCAGAGCAGGAGGGAGACUGAAGCAGGCCUGCUGGGCCCUGGCUUUUUGUCUGUGGCUGGAAUAAAGAGGCACCUCCAGCUGG